Messenger RNA from Cydia amplana, 1194 nucleotides. Its product is annotated as retinol dehydrogenase 13-like. The transcript has a single exon. Lineage: Eukaryota; Metazoa; Arthropoda; Insecta; Lepidoptera; Tortricidae. The coding region runs from base 230 to 1192 and encodes 320 amino acids. The record is from RefSeq and is a predicted model, not a curated record. Gene Ontology annotation, molecular function: oxidoreductase activity.
UUCGUUAUGUAACCUUGUCACUGCCAACGGCGUCGGCGCGUACGCACGAUUGAGCAGCGAGUUUAGUUUAGGACCGACCAAAAUACAACACAGUGACAUUAUUUUAGUCAAGACAACACAAAUCGUGGAAACAAUUAGUUAGUUUCCGUAUAUCGGGAUCAUCAGCGGCCAGAUCCAGAGUAAUUUAAAGUCAGUGUUUUUACACAAGCAAUGUAAUUAAAUUUCCGCAAUGAUUUGGACGAUAUUAGCCAUAACAACUCUGACGGUUGUUAGUGUAAAAGUGUUCCAAAGACUUACAUGCGGCGUGUGUCAAUCCAGUGCGCGUUUGGACGGCAAAGUUACGAUAGUGACUGGAGGUACAAGUGGCACUGGCUUGGAGACAGCGCGAGGGCUGGCCCAGCGCGGCGCCAGGGUCAUCAUCACAACCAAAAGCAGUCGCCGUGGAGCUGCUGCCGUCGAGGAAAUCAUACAAACCACCGGCAACACAAACGUCUCCAGCCGACUACUAGAUUUAGCCUCCUUACAAUCCGUAAGACAGUUCAGCAAGAUCAUAACGAAAACAGAGAAACGCCUCGACAUACUUAUCAACAACGCCAGCGCAUUCGGCCUUGGCAAUCACGUCACUAAAGACGGACUGCAAGUCGGUAUGCAGGUCAACUACUUCGCACCUUUUCUCUUGACCUGCCUUCUGUUGCCACUCUUGAAAUCUUCAGCGCCCAGUCGGAUUAUAAACGUGUCAUCUAUCAAACACAACUAUGCUGUGAUGGAUUUUGACAAUCUCAACAUGGAGCGAUAUUGGAGCGACAUACUGACUUACGCGAAUAGUAAACUAUAUUUAAUAAUGAUGACUGUAGAAUUAAGUCGUAGAUUAAAAGAUACCGGUGUAACAGUGAAUGCUUUGCAUCCAGGGGUUUCUUCGAGUGCUAUUUUUAAAAAUAUACCUAAUGAUGCCGUCAGAAAAGUGAUGGAAAAAAGUGUAGGGUUUAUGUAUCAGAAUCCCAAGGAAGCGUCUCAAACGACUUUGCAUUUGGCGGUGACCCCUGAGGUAGAAACCGUGAGUGGUCAGUACUUCAGCAAUUGUCGUAAAGCGAAACCAUCCAAGGUGUCCCAAGACCCGUUGUUAAGUAAACAGUUAUGGGAAGAAACCGAAAAAUUAGUUGGCUUUUCAUUGCCUGACUGUAGUAAAUUAUAAUU